Messenger RNA from Drepanopeziza brunnea f. sp. 'multigermtubi' MB_m1, 417 nucleotides. RefSeq lists its product as uncharacterized. The record is from RefSeq and is a predicted model, not a curated record. NCBI's taxonomy places the organism in Eukaryota, Fungi, Ascomycota, Leotiomycetes, Helotiales, Drepanopezizaceae. Gene Ontology annotation, biological process: retrograde transport, endosome to Golgi; endoplasmic reticulum to Golgi vesicle-mediated transport. Gene Ontology annotation, cellular component: endoplasmic reticulum; Golgi cis cisterna; COPII-coated ER to Golgi transport vesicle.
AUGCCUACCAUGUGGCUGUCCGAUUCGCAGAAGAUUGGGGUAGCAUUCUGCUCAGGAGGCGGAUUCUUCCUCGUUGCAGGCGUAUUUAUGUUCUUCGAUAGAGCUAUGCUCGCAAUGGGCAACAUCCUCUUCCUCCUCGGCCUCACCAUCAUCAUUGGCCCGCAGAAAACAGCCCUCUUUUUCGCGCGCCGCCAGAAGCUCAAGGGCACCGCCGCCUUCUUCGCCGGUCUCACCCUGAUUCUCCUGCGCUGGGCCCUCGUCGGCUUCCUCGUGGAGCUCUACGGCAUCUUCAUCCUGUUUGGAGACUUCCUGGGUACGGUCGCGGGCUUUGCGAGGAAUGUGCCCUUGGUGGGCCCGUGGAUUGGGGUGUUGGUUGAUCGGAUGGGCGUCGGUGGGGGGCAGUCGCUGCCGGUCUGA